This is a messenger RNA of Mobula hypostoma (lesser devil ray), 2246 nucleotides long. Its product is annotated as protein FAM216A. The record is from RefSeq and is a predicted model, not a curated record. The coding region runs from base 898 to 1395 and encodes 165 amino acids. The transcript is spliced from 6 exons. Lineage: Eukaryota; Metazoa; Chordata; Chondrichthyes; Myliobatiformes; Myliobatidae.
UGUCACCCCCUUCACCAUUCUUCAUUCCUGUUUCCCUCUCUCACCUUAUCUCUUUACCUGCCUAUCACCUCCCUCUGGUGCUCCUCCCCGUUUUUUUUCUCCCACAGCCUUCUGUCCUCUCCUAUCAGAUUCUCCUUUCUCCAGCCCUUUAUUUCUUUCACUGAUCAACUUCUCAGCUCUUUACUUCACUCCUCCCCCUCUCCCGGUUUCACCCAUCACCUACCACCUUGUACUUCUUCCUCCCCUCAUCCCACCUUCUUACUCUGACUUCUCUCCUCCCUUUCCAGUCCUGAUGAAGGCUCUCAGCCUGAUAUGUUGACUGUUUCCUCUUUUCCAAAGAUGCUGCCUGGCCUGCUGAGUUGCUCUGGCACUAUGCUGUGGUGAGAAUAAAGUCACAGUAUUUUCCCUCCCUUUCAACACAAGUGCAUGAGUGGGUGAGUGACCCUUUCUCUGAAUCUUCUGCUCAGCCUGAGAACUUGACUUUGAGAGAAGAUCAAGAACUUUGUGAGCUGCACUCUGAUCUUGCACUCAAGAUGAGAUUUACUGACGUGCACCUGGACAAGUUCUGGAUUUCUAUGAAAAAAGGGUAUCCUGCCAUUCAUAAGAAAGCAAUGAACAUUUUGCUGCAGUUUUCAACUUCUGACGUAUGUGACCAAGCUUUUUCUCGUUUAACAAGCAUCUUCAAGGACAGAAAUCAUCUCAUUUCAGUUGAAGGUGAAAUCCAUGUGUACUUAUCUCAAGUUCCACCCAGAACUGAGAAAUUUAUUAUGUUUCCCUUAUGAGUUUUUAAGAUUUAUGGCGGGGAAAGAAAGAGAUUAAUUUCAAGAGAGGGCACCAGGAUUUCAAACUCCAAAACUUCAUGAUUCAGCUGGUAGGUAGGCACUUCUGCUUUCCUGGAUGCGUCAAGGGCUGGUGUGUCUACCGACGGUAAAAGCAUCUGAAACAAAGGAAUGGAAAGCUAAGGAGAAUCAUGGCAUGUUGCAGCAAUUGUCACUCAGUCCACAGCUGAAAACGAUACACAUUCCCAGAUCAAUGGAGAAAGCCCCUUUUCUGCAGCACCCGAGCUUGAAAACAGGGCAGAAGCGAUAUCUAUUUAGUAUUGCUAACAUCUAUAACACAGAUCAUAUGCGUAGGCUGAUGGAGAGGCAAUACUUAAAUAUGCUGCAAUGCCGCACAAAGCUUGGGUAUAUCACCUCACAUCAAUCUCAGAAAUACUCUAAUUAUAUCAGAAAGCAAUCCCAAAAAGAAACUUGGAGGCAAAAUAAGAGCAACAAGUCAUCUACAGCUCAGAGCUCAGGGAAAGAGUCACCUAUCUCGCAACCCGGAAAACCAAUUUCUCUCCCCCCGCUGGGAGGUAGCAGUCAGAGGCGUUUACAUGGAAAAAGAAUACAAUAGGAUUUCAUGGAAAAACUAUACAUAAACAAAGACGGACAAACAACCAAAGUGCAAAAGAUGACAAACGGCAAAUUAAAAAAUACUUAACUUGAGUUGUAAAGUGUCCUUGAAAAUGUGUCUGGAGGUUGUAGAAUUAGAUUGCACCUGUAAUGUUAAGAUAUUAAGGUGGUCCCUGAGAUUGACAGAAUUUACUUCUAUUCCAGUUGGAUUCAGACAUGACGCUCAUGGCCGAUGACAGCCACUCAUUUUACAACAGCUGAGACAACAGACGCUCCAGUAGAUAGGUGGUAGUUUCCUGAGAUAGUGUCCUCCUUUCACUGUUUACACCGGCUUCUCUGUGUAUGGAAGAGGUUCUUAGUAACAUCCUGUACAUUCUUUCUCCUGUUUUGUGAGUCUGGUAUUAGAUGGGCAACUUAGCUUAUCCAAUCAAGCCAACAGUGCAAUUCAGGGCUCGAUGCAGGUUCUCCCACUGAAUUUGGAGCAUUUUACAGCAGUAAUGAAUUUUAUGGUGCCGUAUUUGCUAAUGCAAGAAUCAAAAGCUCACAGGAGGGCAGAGGUUUUGGUGCUGAGUUGAGUCUUGAUCUCAGUUUCCAAAGGCUUAACAGACACUAGAUUUUGUCAAGAUUCUACUUUAUUGAGAUAGUAAGACCAAACUAUUAAAAAUGAGUGGAUCGCUGCACAACACGUUACACGAAUGCAAGGGCACCCUUCAGUGUGGUAAAGUUCUGUGUGUUUCUGGUACUGUCAUCACGGAUCAUACCUAUAAAGGCUAGAGCAUUUUGAUUUUUCAGAAAUAGACAAGAUAUGGUGUAACAGAAAUAAAGGAGUUGCAUUGUUUCAAAGUUACAGGU